AUUUAUCUAGGCUUCUUCCCCUCAUCGGCGCUCGGCAUCUCUCGGCACGCCAGUGUAAUCCUAAUCUUGCCACGAAGGCUCGGAGCAAACCCUAGCAUCCGACCGAAGAGAGAGUUGGUACAGCGCCAUGAGUCGCGGAACCGGAGCCGGCUACGAUCGUCACAUCACGAUCUUCUCCCCCGAGGGCCGUCUCUACCAAGUCGAAUAUGCGUUCAAGGCCGUGAAGGCGUCCGGGAUCACGUCGAUUGGGGUCAGAGGGAAGGAUUCCGUAUGUGUUGUCACUCAGAAGAAGGUUCCCGUGAGUGUCUGGUUACCUCGAUCUUUAACACCGUCGUGGAUGCGAUCUUCUCUUUGUAUUACGGUAUUAAUCUUUGUUCUUGUUGUGGGAAAACUAAUGCAGGACAAGCUUUUGGAUCAGACCAGUGUCACGCAUCUCUUUCCCAUCACGAAGUACCUCGGACUGUUAGCGACUGGGAUAACAGCUGAUGCAAGAUCUUUAGUCCAACAAGCAAGAAAUGAGGCAGCCGAAUUUCGUUUUAAAUGGGGAUAUGAGAUGCCUGUAGAUGUAUUAGCCAAAUGGAUAGCAGAUAAAUCACAGAUUUACACCCAACAUGCCUAUAUGAGACCUCUUGGAAUAGUUGCUAUGAUCUUGGGUAUUGACGAAGAGAAAGGACCUCAGCUCUUUAAAUGUGACCCAGCUGGGCAUUUCUUUGGGCACAAGGCCACAAGUGCAGGUCUGAAAGAGCAAGAAGCAAUCAACUUUUUGGAAAAGAAAAUGAAGAAUGAUCCUGCAUUCUCAUACGAGGAAACUGUGCAGAUCGCAAUAUCUGCUCUGCAAUCAGUUCUUCAGGAGGAUUUUAAAGCUACGGAGAUAGAGGUGGGAGUUGUGAGGAAAGAAGAUACAGUUUUCAGAGUGUUGUCGACAGAGGAGAUUGAUGAACACCUGACAGCUAUCAGUGAACGGGAUUGAUGGCAAAAUCGUAUUACCGCUGCUUUGAUUCAGUUUCGAUUGUGGGAGUCGUCUUUAACUUUGGACAAUACUUUGGUUUCCGUAAAACCAAAAAUGUAAAACUGUGGUGCUGCAACGCCUUUCAAGCGGAUACGAUUUUGUUUUUUCUCCA
Musa acuminata AAA Group (dessert banana) is the source of this 1121-nucleotide messenger RNA. RefSeq names its product proteasome subunit alpha type-6-like. The record is from RefSeq and is a predicted model, not a curated record. NCBI's taxonomy places the organism in Eukaryota, Viridiplantae, Streptophyta, Magnoliopsida, Zingiberales, Musaceae. The coding region runs from base 128 to 970 and encodes 280 amino acids. Gene Ontology annotation, biological process: ubiquitin-dependent protein catabolic process; proteasomal protein catabolic process. Gene Ontology annotation, cellular component: cytosol; proteasome core complex; nucleus. The transcript is spliced from 8 exons.